CAGAGGCGCCGCGCGCGGAGGUUUCAGUUCUCAGUCAGGAGCAGAGUUCCCGUUGCGGGGCUCCGGUGCGGGGCUGAAGUUUAUUUUUUAUGCACGUUCUGAAAGAAGAAGAAAACCAGGAAGCGACAAAACAAUCCUAAAUGAACCAAUGGAGGUGUUCAGGAGAAUGCUCGUGCUGUGUGUGACCUGUUCCCUCGGACCGAUGUUAUCAGUCCAGAUGUGCGACAUCAGGAUAGACCUGGAGAUGGAGAGAGAUGAGUGCUUGGCCCAGUUGCAAAAUGUCACAUCAGGCUGCAGCGGCGAGUGGGACUUUGCGUGUUGGCCGUCGGCGUCUGUUGGACAGCUGGUCACCAUCCCCUGCCCCAAAUACUUUACUCAUGUCAGUGACUGGGAAGGUAAUAUAUCAAGGUUAUGUACAGAGGACGGAUGGAUGGACAUCGACCCUGCUGUGAGUGCUGAGAACUGCGGCUACAGCCUCAAUGUCACCGAGGUGGACAUGGAUUUCCCUCACUUCCUGCGCUCGGUGAGGAUCGGAUACACCAUCGGCCACGCCGUGUCUCUGACGUCCCUCGUCUUCGCCAUCUUCAUUUUGUGCUUUUUCAGGAAACUCCACUGUACGAGGAACUACAUCCACAUUCACCUCUUCCUGUCGUUCAUCCUGAAGGCCAUCGCGGUGAUAAUGAAGGAUGUGGCGCUCUAUGAGAUGGAUCCAGAUGAGUGCAAUUCUGGUUCUGUAGGAUGCAAGGCUGCGAUGGUGUUCUUCCAGUACGGCAUCAUGGCCAGCUUCUUUUGGCUGCUUGUGGAGGGCCUCUACUUACACGCGCUCCUCGCCGUCUCCUUCUUUUCCCACAAGAAGUAUUUCUGGUGGUACAUCCUGAUUGGCUGGGGAGUCCCAGCUCUCUUCAUCACCAUAUGGAGCAUUACUAAAGUCUACUUGCAUGAUGUCGGAUGUUGGGAUUUUAUUGACGACCAUCUGUGGUGGAUCAUAAAAACCCCCAUUUUGCUAACAAUCCUGUUGAAUUUCAUCCUCUUCAUAUGCAUCAUCCGGAUUCUCCGCCAGAAAAUCAACUGCAGGGACAUCGGCAGAAGCGAAUCGAACCAGUACUCGAGGUUGGCGAAAUCGACUUUGCUUUUGAUCCCUCUGUUUGGAAUAAACUACAUCAUCUUUGCCUUCAUGCCUCAUCACGUGCGGUCUUACAUGCGGCUGGUGGUUGACCUUAUCUUGGGCUCUUUUCAGGGCUUCUGUGUUGCCAUCCUGUACUGUUUCCUAAACGGCGAGGUGCAGUCUGAAAUCAAGCGGAAGUGGCGACGGUGGCACAUGCAGAGGUUUCUGGGCACCAACACAAAAUACCACCAGCCUUCUCUGGCCAGCAACGGCAGCACCUCCAACACCCAGAUCACCAUGCUGACCAAGUGCAGCCCCACCACGCACCGUAUCUCAGGCUGCAUGGACGACUUCUCCACCAUUUGAGAUGACGGAACGGCAUAAUAUCCAACGAUCCAGACCUCUCCCACACUCCUGGGUCGAGCUCAAUCCUGAACUGGUCAUCAUCACAACGUGAACGGCAUAGCAAUGG
Molecule: messenger RNA, 1577 nt
Organism: Ictalurus furcatus (blue catfish)
Lineage: Eukaryota; Metazoa; Chordata; Actinopteri; Siluriformes; Ictaluridae
Gene: vipr1a
Product: vasoactive intestinal peptide receptor 1a
Exons: 13
Coding region: 149-1471 (440 amino acids)
Biological process (GO): adenylate cyclase-modulating G protein-coupled receptor signaling pathway; cell surface receptor signaling pathway
Cellular component (GO): plasma membrane
Molecular function (GO): G protein-coupled peptide receptor activity; peptide hormone binding; vasoactive intestinal polypeptide receptor activity
Source: RefSeq, a predicted model, not a curated record